Molecule: messenger RNA, 2302 nt
Organism: Acanthopagrus latus (yellowfin seabream)
Lineage: Eukaryota; Metazoa; Chordata; Actinopteri; Spariformes; Sparidae
Gene: lbh
Product: LBH regulator of WNT signaling pathway
Exons: 3
Coding region: 188-544 (118 amino acids)
Biological process (GO): positive regulation of DNA-templated transcription
Cellular component (GO): nucleus
Source: RefSeq, a predicted model, not a curated record
CCCCCGCCCCCCCCGAGCCGUCGCACAGUAGCUCAUAGCUUUUUUUUCCCUUUUUUUUUUUUUUGCUUGUUUGCGAGCCGAGAGAAGAAAAAGUAAGAGGCUGUUAAAAGACGAAAAGUAAGAGAAGAAGUCAGCGGCUGGUCAUUUACAUUCGCUCAUCAGCAGGAUUGACAGCAGGUGUGAAUUCAUGUCUGUAUAUUCCCCGCAGAUCUACUGCCCAGUGUUUGUGCCCGGCCGAGAUAUGACUGAGGUGAUGAUCAACAGCACCCCCAUGGAGGACAUGAGGCUCAGCCCCAGCAAGGACAGACUCUCCUUCCAGAUAUUCCCCGACCCGUCAGACUUUGACCGUUGCUGUAAGCUCAAAGAUCGCCUGCCAUCCAUCGUGGUUGAGCCGACGGAGGGAGAGGUUGAGAGCGGCGAGCUCCGCUGGCCCCCGGAGGAGUUUCUGGUCAGCGAAGAAGAGGAGGAGGAGGAAGAAGAGGAAGAGGAGCAGAAUAAUGGCAGUAUCCCAAAUGGACAGCCGAUGCAGAAUUCUCAGCGCUAGAGGCUGUGUCGCAGCACCCAUACUUUUCUUUUCUGUCUGACUCUACCCCUUUUCCACACUGGUUCCACUGCACCGCGGCACUCCGACAGACUCGACUGGCAGAAGCACAUCCAGUGUCUUGUGACGCCAUCUCGUUACCCUCGACACCAAAGCAUCACUCCCACAAGACAAAGCAAUACACACUUUUUUUUUUUUUUCUCAUAAGAUGAUUCACCCUUCUGGAUCGAAAACGCAUCAAAACGGGCCUGAAAAGAACGAACACGCACACCUCUAAACCUUCACUUUCCUACCAUGCCCAUCACCACGUGUGUCUCGGCCCAGAGCGGAUGUCCUGUCAGACAGCGGCAGCUCAGUGCUCCAUGGACAGCUCCUGCACAGCGGGGGGGCCACGGCUGCUCUGUACUUUUACUCCAAAAAAUGGCUGGCGUCAUGACCCCAGAGACUUCAUACUCGCAUACAGAACUAUUGUGCUACCCGUGGGGAUUAUCGUCUACAGUGCACCGUCCACACCUGUGUUCAGUUUCUGGAUUGAUAUGUUGAAUAUUUGUGAUUGCCACUGCUGUUUAUAGAUUUGUGGGUUUCUGGGAAGUGAAUGUUUUGUGAUUUGUCUAUUUUUGUUUUUGAAGAAGAAGUUGGUGUUCUGUGUAGAAAUGUUACUGGGAUCCCCCCCCCCCAUACACACACAAUACAGGUGACAAUACAUUAGGCACACCGGGAAUAAUUUUGGAGAAGUGAAGAGAAAGCGAAAGGGGAAAAAAAUAGACCAGCAUGCUCUGCUAUGCUUACGAGAUAACUUCACUGUACAAAGGCUUGUUUUGCAGGCAUGCUCCUCAUCACAUCGGCCUCUGUAAUCCUUUUUAUCAAACAAUACUUGUAUGACAGUAACAUUGAGAACUAAAUGUGACUUGAGCAGAAGGGCAAAGCUAAGUAAGGUCUGUAAUUUUAUGAAAAAAGGCAGGUGGUACAGCAAUGUACAAACCCAAUGAAGGAUGUGUAAAUACUUGUUCCCAGUGAAGCCAACCCCUCGAGGCCUUGUUAGCGCUCUGAUCUUGGUUUGUACAUUGGGUUUGGUUUAAUCUCUUUAGAAAGACAAAGACUGAGAAUCGCUCUGAGCUGUACCACACCCGAACUGAAAGUCUUUCCUCGUCUUCCUGUUCUCUUUGUUUGUUUUUUAAAACAGCCAUACUUACAACACCGUGAAGUUCAGGACACAAUGAAUUGACACUGUAGCGGAGAGCUCACAAAUAAGUUAGACAGUAUAUUUUAAACUCCUCAUUCACAGCACGAGUUAGUCCUGAUGUUUGCCAAAAAAAAAAAAAAAAAGCUCUUUAUGGGAAAUCUUAACUGUUCUCUGGUGUAAACGUUUGUCAUUUCUGUUUUCGUAUUGCAAUUACAAAACUUGGUGUUCUCGUUUUUGGUUCACUCUUCAGAUCACCGCUUAUUGUUUGUAGAACAAGUGUUGUCAGUCAAUCUGUGGAAAAAAAAAAAGUUCACUUUCUUGUCUGCAAUAUGAAAUACUGUUGUACAAGCAUGACUGAGAUGUGUUCUUUGUUAUUUCUCAUGUUGAGUGGCAUUAGGGCUGUGUACAGAACAUCUCUCUCUUUCUCCUGUCUGUCACCUACAGGUCCCACGUUGUUUUUGUAAAGCUCAGGGAGAUUAGCCGCCAUCCUUUUUUUUUUUUUUUUUUGUAUUUAGACCACUUUUUUUUCUCUGACAGUUAACAGAGUCUGUAAAUAAACAUUUGAAUUUGCUAUCCAA